Molecule: messenger RNA, 3446 nt
Organism: Argentina anserina (silverweed cinquefoil)
Lineage: Eukaryota; Viridiplantae; Streptophyta; Magnoliopsida; Rosales; Rosaceae
Product: kinesin-like protein KIN-7E
Exons: 15
Coding region: 533-3250 (905 amino acids)
Biological process (GO): microtubule-based movement
Molecular function (GO): microtubule motor activity; ATP binding; microtubule binding
Source: RefSeq, a predicted model, not a curated record
CGUGUCGACGUAAUUAAUCGCCGAUUUUUACUACUGUUCCAUCCAUUACCGUUUCCCUUCUCCCUCUCUUUUCUUCCUCCCAUUCUCCGCUCGCUUUAUUCUUCUUCUACCUCACUGAAUCUGAGCUUGCUUUUUCCUCAUCCCAAAUUCUCAAUGACUCCUCCUCUUCCUUAGAUUCGUUCUCUUCCUCAUCAUUCCGGCGCCUCCGCAACUCGGAUAGAACAGAGGUAGCAGGAGAGCAGCCCAGACCAACCCCAGCGUUUUCUUCAGAGAAGCUUCGUCGUGUCGUCGCUAUUGUGGUCGUACUUUGUUUGGCCACAUCUGCAAAGCUCGUAACGGUUUUUGGUGAUAACAAACGACAAAGAUAAUGUGGUUAUGGAGUGCCUAAUUUAUUGUCUUUUGCCAAGUUCUGCAACAACCUUGCUUUUUACAUUUUAAGUCAUCUUGCAUUUUUGGGGAAGCAAGAGUAACUUGAUACACUACUACGUGGAUUUGGCUGAGUUUUGAGAAAGUUGAUUGGAAAGGGGAUAUAAUGGGGGCAAUUGGUGAGGAAGACCUGAUGAAAUGGGAGAAGAUGCAGGGAGCUAGUGGUCACGAAGAGAAGAUUCUAGUUUUGGUCAGGUUGAGGCCCUUGAGUGAGAAGGAGCUUGCAUCAAAUGAAGUAGCAGAUUGGGAGUGCAUCAAUGACACCACCAUCUUAUAUCGGAACACGCUGCGGGAAGGGUCUACAUUUCCAAAUGCAUACACAUUCGACAAAGUAUUUCGAGGUGAUUGCCCUACAAGACAGGUCUAUGAAGAAGGUGCCCAACAAAUUGCUCUUUCAGUUGUGAAUGGUAUCAACUCGAGUAUUUUCGCAUAUGGUCAAACAAGCAGUGGGAAAACGUACACCAUGAAUGGUAUCACAGAGUUUACAGUAGCUGAAAUAUUUGACUAUAUACAUAGGCAUGAGGAAAGAGCUUUUGUUGUUAAGUUUUCAGCGAUUGAGAUAUACAAUGAAGCUGUCCGAGACCUUCUAAGCACAGAUAAUACCCCACUCAGGCUACUAGAUGAUCCUGAGCGGGGGACUAUUGUAGAGAAAAUCACUGAGGAAACAUUGAGGGAUUGGAGCCACUUGAAGGAGCUUCUUUCUAUUUGUGAAGCUCAAAGACAGAUAGGGGAGACCUUAUUGAAUGAGAAAAGCUCUAGAUCACAUCAAAUUAUCAGAUUGGCAAUUGAAAGUUCAGCUCGUGAGUUCUUAGCCAAAGGAAACUCAACCACCCUUGCAGCUAGCGUGAAUUUUGUGGACUUGGCAGGGAGCGAGCGUGCAUCUCAGGCAUUAUCAGCUGGGACAAGAUUAAAAGAAGGCUGCCACAUCAAUCGCAGUUUGCUUACUCUCGGGACUGUUAUACGCAAGCUAAGUAAAGGAAGACAUGGACACAUCAACUACAGAGAUUCUAAGCUGACACGUAUACUGCAGCCUUGCCUGGGUGGUAAUGCUAGAACUGCCAUUAUUUGCACUUUGAGCCCUGCAAGAACACAUGUUGAGCAAACUAGAAACACCCUUUUGUUUGCUUGUUGUGCUAAAGAAGUGACUACAAAAGCGCAGGUCAAUGUAGUCAUGUCAGACAAGGCCUUGGUGAAGCAUUUGCAGAAAGAGCUAGCUAGAUUGGAGAGUGAGCUGAGAACACCCGGCCCUCCUUCCUCAGCGUCUGAUUAUGUAGCAUUACUCAAAAAGAAAGAUCUUCAGAUUGAAAAGAUGGAUAAAGAAAUUAGAGAGCUGACAAAGCAACGAGAUCUUGCUCAAUCACGAGUGGAGGACUUAUUGAGGAUGGUUGGAAAUGAUAAUGACUCAAAACAAACUACAGAUAGUCAUCAUCCUAAAUGGCAAGCCAGGGAUAUUUCAGAUGAUGAAUAUUCAGUAUCAGAGUCAUCAGGCAUUGCCGAUCCUCAUUAUUCAAAUGGCAUCAGAAAGUUUAGUAAUCUACAUUUUGAAGACAGAGACAGUGUGAACUCAUACACCCAGCUUCAGGAGAACUCUGAAGACCAGAGUCUAGAGGAUACUGUUGAAGGAAAUUCACAAGACACUGGUGACUAUUGCAAAGAGGUUCGCUGUAUUGAAAUGGAAGAGUCAAGAAUGGACAAGAACUGUGAAUCCCUUUCCUCAUCAAUUGUUGGAAAUGAAGGAACUUUCUCCUUGACAUUAGAUGGGGAUACAAGUGUAGCUGGUCAAGAAAUAAUCACCCACAUGAGUGAUAGCAGUAGGAUGCAAGAUGUACGAACAUCAGAUUUCUCAAGUUCUAGAAGCCUUAAGUUAACAAGGAGUUGGAGUUGUAGAGAAAGUCUCAUGACUGGUUCAUCUUCUCCUGAUAUAGGAGAGAGAACUCCGAGCAAUGGAUUUGAGAAAAGCUUUCCUGGGAGACCUGAAGGCUUUGGGAGGAAAGUUUCUCUGAUAAGUUAUGAUUCUAGCAUAAUGUUGUCAAGAAAUGAUUCUCAGUCUUCCAUUGGGAGCGCUAUGGAUGAGCUAGAGGCACAGAGUACUGCAGUUGGGGAUAUUACUAGUGUCCAUACCUUUGUCACAGGACUAAAGAAAAUGGCAAGAAAGCUCGAGUUUGACAAGCAAAUUGUCAACAGUGAGGACCAUGAAGCAGGAGCAGCUGGAAAGCUUGAAAAAAGUGUGAAAGACGUAGGAAUUGAUCCAAUGCUUGAAUUAUCGGAAACUCUUGAUUGGCCUCUGGAAUUUGAGAGACAGCAAAAGGCCAUCUUUGAACUUUGGGAGACUUGCUGUAUAUCAGUGGUUCACAGAACCUACUUUUUGUUGCUUUUCAAAGGUGAUCCCACAGAUUCCAUUUACAUGGAGGUAGAGCUCAGGAGACUUUUGUUCCUAAAAGAAACUUAUUCCCAUGGAGAUCAGGCCGUGGAAGAUGGUCAGACUUUGACUUUGUCUUCAAGUAAGAAAGCAAUUUCUCGUGAGAGACAAAUGUUAAGCAAGCUGAUGCAGAGAAGGUUUUCAGCACAAGAGAGGAAGCGUCUUUUUGAAAAGUGGGGUAUUGGACUGGACUCGAAGCGCAGAAGGCUGCAGCUAGCCAACCGCCUAUGGAGUAACACAGAGGAUAUGAACCAUGUCAAGGAGAGUGCUUCCAUUGUUGCAAAGCUGGUCAGGUUUGCUGAGCAAGGACAGGCCCUCAAGGGAAUGUUUGGGCUUAGUUUCACUUCACCAAAGGCUAAGCGUAGAUCCUUUGGAUGGAAGAAUAGCUCAGCAUCCCUUCUGUGAGGUAUAAACGUGUUGCUCAUAUUCCACUGAAAUUCUGUUAGAUAGGCCAUAUAGGAAUCAUCAUGUAGAUCUUAGUUGCUCAGCAGGUUAGAGCUAUGCUGGGUUUUGAUUUGGGUAGCAGCUUUUUGGCUGUGUUGUAUGAUUGUAUCUGUGAAAUGUACUCUGGAAUUUCGUUACUAAUUGCGCCAUGAAAUGU